This is a messenger RNA of Amaranthus tricolor (Joseph's coat), 1271 nucleotides long. RefSeq names its product ribosome-inactivating protein PD-L3/PD-L4-like. Lineage: Eukaryota; Viridiplantae; Streptophyta; Magnoliopsida; Caryophyllales; Amaranthaceae. The transcript is spliced from 2 exons. The record is from RefSeq and is a predicted model, not a curated record. Bases 81 to 1013 code for a protein of 310 amino acids. Gene Ontology annotation, molecular function: rRNA N-glycosylase activity. Gene Ontology annotation, biological process: negative regulation of translation.
ACAUAACAUUUGCACUCUAAUCAAAAUCAUUCUCUCAAGACUUUGAUAUCGCCAUAAGACCUCAAGAAAAAGAAACAAGCAUGAAGACAUGGAUUGCAACAGUGUGUGUUUGUUGGUGUACGUUAAUGUUGAUGCUACUACUUACCCCAAGUUUAGCCAUCGAAGAACAACAACAACCACAAUUUGAAAGUGAAUUGACAGCUUUCAGAACAGUCACAUUCGAACUCAAAAAUGGUUUCAGAAGCUACUCAAAAUUCUUAACCAGAUUACGCAAUGCCAUAACAUCCAAUGUUAGAUCAUGCGGCUUAAAAACAACACCUAGUAAGCAACCAAGAGGACAAGGUUAUGUUUACGUUAAGCUUCAAACUGGUAAAAAAAAAUGGGUCACCUUAGCCGUAGAGGUCACAAAUUUAUACGUAUGGGGUUACGAAGACAGCAAGAAAUACAAUGGAAAAACUCGAGCAAAUUACUUUAGUGACACUCCCCAAUAUAUUAAGGAAAGCGUGUUUAUAAAUUCAGAAGUACGAACAGCUAGCUUUGCGAGCGACUACAGUAGUCUUGAGAAGGCGGCAGGCGUAAAGAGAGAAGAUCUUAUGCUCGGAAUUGCUAGCUUAGACGAAGCCAUUACAAGUGUGUAUAAUGUUACAACGGAUGAAUUGAAUGAUAAUGUCAAGAAAGAAGCUAAGUUCUUACUUAUCGCGAUUCAAAUGGUGGCUGAGGCUGCACGAUUUAGACUUAUGGAGAACUCGAUUGUUGCAGGGGAUAAUUCAGAGGAUUUGAAAUUGAAAACGGUAAGUUUUCAAGAUGAAUGGGAGAAAAUUUCAAAUGCUAUUCAUAAUGCUGCACCUGAAUGCAAGGAGUUUUCUCCACCGCUUCAAGUUGGUGAUGAUGUGUACAAUAAUGUGGAUGAGAUUAAAGAUGAAAUAGGUAUUCUUAAGUACAAGAGUACCAAUUAUAUUCUGAAUGACGAUAAUAAUGAUGGACUUGCUUUUCUUGAAUCUGUACUUAUGUGAGACAGGAGCUGCUUGCCGAGCUAGCUGUUAAGUAUUCGGUCUUCAUUUCGUAAUAAUAAUAAUAAUAAUAAUAAUAAUAAUAAUAAUAAUAAUAAUAAUAAUGUUUCUCUGACUAAGGCUUUAAUUGCUAACCUCAGAGAAACUUACUUUUUAUCCAUCUUUUCAUGCUUUAUCUCUACCCUUUCAUGUAUGGAUAAAAUUAUGGAUCGCUAAUGAUAAAAUUACUUUUUGGUGGAAAUAAUUUCCCAAUAUCUAUUA